AUGGUACUCGAUAGACUACACAACAAUCAUCCACACAUAACCACAAUUGACCGGUUCGAGGUUGUGAGCUUAUACUUAUAUCUGGGAUUAUUAAUUACAAACACAGGGUCAUUACAAGAAGAGAUUAAACGUAAAUGUGAUCUAGCACAAGUUGCCAUAGCAAAAAUGACCAAAAUAUGGAAGGAUUGUCAAAUUUUAAGAGCGAUAAAGAUGAGGCUGAUCAACUGCUUAAUAUUCCCAAUACUGACCUACGGAUGUAAAUCUUGGACUCUGAUACAAUCGGAGAGAAGAAAGGUAGACGCCACUGAAAUGUUCUAUUGCAGACGAAUGUUACGAAUUUCUUGGACCGACCGUAGAACAAAUAAUUUAAUUUUAAGAGAGCUAAAAGUUAGCCAACGACUCUCUAGUAAAGUCCAUCUCCAACAAUUAAAAUAUUUUGGGCAUGUUAUGAGAGCAAACACAGAAAACAUGGAAAGACUCAAAUUACAAGGAAAGGUAGAAGGCCGAAGAUCACGAGGAAGAUCCCCAACAAGGUCUUCUUCUUCUUCUCGUGCCACUCCUAGCGGAGAUUGGAAAUCAUCA
Diabrotica balteata is the source of this 582-nucleotide messenger RNA. The record is from the annotation of a GenBank genome assembly. Lineage: Eukaryota; Metazoa; Arthropoda; Insecta; Coleoptera; Chrysomelidae.